AUGGCUGAGCAGGGCACUACAGUGGAGCUGUACAUAUAUGAUCUAACUAAUGGACUUGCCUCAAUACUCUCACCCUCUAUACUGGGGCGUCAGAUCGAGGGCGUCUGGCACACUGCCGUUGUGGUGUAUGAUCGGGAGUUCUUCUACGGCGGAAGCGGUAUCACGAGCUGCGCACCGGGCAGUACGCAGCUCGGGCCGCCACACCGUGUGGAACGUCUCGGAGAGACCUUCGUGCCCUUCCAGGUGUUCAGCGACUACAUCCAGGGUCUGUCGACCACUACCUAUAGUCCCUCGGCGUACAACCUGCUGGAGCACAACUGCAACCACUUCAGCGAGGAGGUGGCGCAGUUCCUGUGCGGCGCGCACGUGCCCAAGCACAUCGUAGCGCAGCCCGACGACCUGCUGGCGCCGGGCGCGCGCGCCGCGCUGCAGGCGCUGCUCGACAGCCUCGUGCCGCAGGCGCAGACGGUGUACGCCAACGGCGGCGCGCGCAGCGCUCGCGCCGACAGCCCGGACUACCUCACGCUCAACUCACAGAUAGAAGAAGUUCGAGCGGCGUCGCAGGAGCUGGGCGCGCGGCGCAGCACGCUGGCGGAGAAGUUGGCGCGCAAGGAGCGCCGCCGGGACAAGAAGCGCAAGAAGCAGGGCCGCGGCCGCGGGGACCAGGCCGACGAUGAAGACGAGAUGGCGGAAGCUGUAGAGACGGCGACGGCGGGCGUGCCCGAGGAGUUGUCCCGCGCCGGGCCCAGCUCGGAUGCACUCGAUGCUGAGGCAGACGAGAGGCGCGAGGAGGAGCUGCGCAAGCGCAACCGAGACCCACCCAUCGUGUUCAAUGAUAUCGACGGUGUGCAAGAAUUUGAAAAGUUUUCAAAGGCAUUGGAAAGCGUGGAGCUUACACCGGAGGAACGACAGAGCGUCGACGAGCUGCAGCAGUACCUCGUGCAGGGCGAGGGCAGCUGGGUGCUGGGCGACGACUUCCUGGCCUUCAUAGGGCGCGUGCUGCGCGACGCGGCGCUGGCGGCGGACGUGCGCGUGUGCGCGCUGCGCUGCCUGGCGGCGGGCGCGCUGCGCGACGACGUGUCGCUGCUGCUGCACCAGGACCGGCGCCACCACGCGCUGCUCAACUACGCGCACGACGUGGAGCGCCACUCGCCGGCCGAGCAGCUCGCGCUGGCCCUCUUCCUGUGCAACCUGUUCGAGAACGUGUCGUCGUCGGAGUGGCUGCUGUACAUCAGCGAGUGGGACCACGACGGACAGCCGCUCUCCAACAUCCGCGCCACCACCAAGGUGACGGUGCACAGCGCGCUGAGCGGCGACGCGGCGCUGCGCGACGUGGGCACGGCGCUCAUGUACAACAUCGCCACCAAGGAGGUAAAGACCGUGGUGUUCGACGAGGUGUGCGUGGAGCUGGCGAUGGCCCUGCUGCAGCUGCUGGCCUGGGCGCCGCCCGAGGAACUGCUGUGGCGCGCCACGCGGGCGCUCGCUCGCUUCGCCGCGCACUCGCACGACGUGCCGCAGCUCAUCGCCAUGGUGGGGCCCGACCCCGCCGCCUUCAGGGGCACGAGCCCGCGCGUGGACGAGCAGAUAGACCUCAUCAUGAAGAGAGUGAAGUGA
Molecule: messenger RNA, 1614 nt
Organism: Spodoptera littoralis (African cotton leafworm)
Lineage: Eukaryota; Metazoa; Arthropoda; Insecta; Lepidoptera; Noctuidae
Source: the annotation of a GenBank genome assembly